AUGCCGGUGGAUCUUUCAAGACCAAGCUUUGAUCGGCUGAUGGACGCAGUGGACGAUCUUUUAGAUGCUCUUUUGGAAUUCUCAAACGAAGAUGAUCCCAAAGGCAAGAAGCUCAACGAAGAAUCCGUAGUCCAAUUUUGGUCUACUGUCUGUCUUGCACCCUCAAUUUUUUUCCCGAAUAUACGAAUGACUAAAGAAAUUGAUGGAAACCGCGUCUACAUCUUGGUCGAGCAGCGCUGCAGCCUCUUCUGCUGUCAGAAACAGCGUGAGAGUUGCAUAUUUGUGAUUCAAUGCUCGAAGUCUCGCGAAAAUAUUAGCGAAGGCUACUGGGAAGGGUGCGAGCGACAACUGGCUGGUUUCAUUGACCAGCGCUUCAAGCGUGCAGUUUACAUUAGCGCGGCCAUUGCCAUUGGCUCUGUCUUUGGACUUUAUCACUAUCAAUUAGGUGGGUUGCAGCCGAUGCCGCGCUAUGAUGAGGAGUUCGACAUUUUAGAUUCUGAGGAUUGUUCGAUGGUUUUCGACAAGGUAUUUCAUAUAUUUCUUCAAGCUGUGUCUGACAAGGGCAGGCUGAUGGCAGCGUUUGUUAAUCAUCGAAGAUAA
Messenger RNA from Ophidiomyces ophidiicola, 600 nucleotides. RefSeq lists its product as uncharacterized. The transcript has a single exon. The record is from RefSeq and is a predicted model, not a curated record. Bases 1 to 600 code for a protein of 199 amino acids. Lineage: Eukaryota; Fungi; Ascomycota; Eurotiomycetes; Onygenales; Onygenaceae.